CAUUGGGUUUACUUCCUCUUACUUCAUGCUCCAUACACACACGCUCCCCGGACCCGAUUUACGCAUGCUUGGAGUUUCAAACGCGGUGUAUUGAAUAGGUCAUGCAAUUGUCACAUCAAGGAACGCGUAUUCUGGUUUUCCCAAGGCUCCACAAUGGAUUCAGAAUGUUGUCGUUGACAUGAAUGAAGCCAGUGCAAGUGCCGCCAUUACUAGGUCCAAUCAAGAGCCAUGUUUGCACUUCUUUCUUUCGUAUUGUGCCUGCCUCCCCAGAGAUCUUUUCCUGGUGUUCGAACGUCUGUUUUGCAUCAAUCGAUAUGCAGCAUAUCCGAGUCGGGCAUUGUUAUUUUCCUUACAAGGCUCAACAACUCUCGGGCUCGGAAGGCCAUCCAAGCCAGGGCUAAUAAUUUCCUGGAAAGGAAUCGCAGGCAGGCCUUCCAACAUUUGCAAGGUUAUGUGUGGCUGUCCGAGGCUUCAUCGAGGUUCGGCUACUUCCAUUAGAGUAGGAACACUAGUGGGCUCAGACGUGUUGAC
Messenger RNA from Suillus paluster, 531 nucleotides. RefSeq lists its product as uncharacterized. Bases 229 to 498 code for a protein of 89 amino acids. NCBI's taxonomy places the organism in Eukaryota, Fungi, Basidiomycota, Agaricomycetes, Boletales, Suillaceae. The transcript has 4 exons. The record is from RefSeq and is a predicted model, not a curated record.